AUGCCGCCCGCCCGCCCGCGGGGGGCCGGGACCCCGGGGCCGCCGCCCGCCCUCCCGCCCGCCCGCCCUCGGGGGGGGGGGGGAGGGGGAGGGGGGGGGGGGGAACCCCGGGGUCGCCGCCGGGGAGGGGCUGCGGACGCGGCGGCGGCCGCCGCCGCCCGCCCGCCCCCGUGGGGGGCCGAGACCCGCCCUCCCGCCCGUCCGCCCGCGGUGGGGCCGGGACCCCGGGGCUGCCGCCAAGGAGGGGCUGCGGGCGCGGCGGCGGCCGCCGCCGCCCGCUCUCUCGCCCGCCCGCCCGCGGGGGGCCCGGGACCCCGGGGCCGCCGCCGGGGAAGGGCUGCGGGCGCGGCCGCCGCUGCCGCCCUCCCUCCCGCCCGCCUGCCCGCCGGGGGGCCGGGACCCUGGGGAGGGGCUGCGGGCGCGGCCGCCGCCACCGCCGCCCGCCCGCCCGCGGGGGGCCCUGGACCCCGGGGCCGCCGCCGGGGAGGGGCUGAGGGCGCGGCCGUAGCCGCCGCUGCCGCCGCCCGCCCGCCCGCGGGGGGCCGGAACCCCGGGGAUGGGCUGGUGGCCUUGGCAUCCCAUCCUUCAUGGAAAAGGGUUUCCAGUUUGGUAACUCUCCCCGGGCGUGGACGAGACAGCUCAUGCAGAAGUGGUCACGAGGAGGGUGGCAUGGGAGGAGCAACGAUGUUUCGUGACUUUGUCGUGCUGCUGAACCCGGCCCCGGCCCAGGCCCCGUCCCCGGCCCCCGGCCUCGGCCCGGGCCCCGGCUCUCGGCCCCCGGCCUCCCCCGGAGGAGCAAGGCGGCGGAGGCGGCGGCGGCCCCGGCCCCGGCCCAGGCCCCGGCCGCCCCCGGAGGAGCACGGCGGCGGCAACGGGCCAGGCCCCGGCCCCCGGCCGCCCCUGGAGGAGCACGGCAGCGGCAGCGGCCCCGGCCCCGGCCCCGGCCCCCGGCCGCCCCCCGAGGAGCACGGCGACGGCGGGAGCACGGCGGCGGCGGCGGCCCCGGCCCCCCGGCCCCCGGCCGCCCCCGGAGGAGCACGGCGGCGGCGGCGGCCCCGGCCCCCCGGCCCCCGGCCGCCCCCGGAGGAGCACGGCGGCGGCGGCGGCCCCGGCCCCCCGGCCCCCGGCCGCCCCCGGAGGAGCACGGCGGCGGCGGCGGCCCCGGCCCCCCGGCCCCCGGCCGCCCCCGGAGGAGCACGGCGGCGGCGGCGGCCCCGGCCCCCCGGCCCCCGGCCGCCCCCGGAGGAGCACGGCGGCGGCGGCGGCCCCGGCCCCCCGGCCCCCGGCCGCCCCCGGAGGAGCACGGCGGCGGCGGCGGCCCCGGCCCCCCGGCCCCCGGCCGCCCCCGGAGGAGCACGGCGGCGGCGGCGGCCCCGGCCCCCCGGCCCCCGGCCGCCCCCGGAGGAGCACGGCGGCGGCGGCGGCCCCGGCCCCCCGGCCCCCGGCCGCCCCCGGAGGAGCACGGCGGCGGCGGCGGCCCCGGCCCCCCGGCCCCCGGCCGCCCCCGGAGGAGCACGGCGGCGGCGGCGGCCCCGGCCCCCCGGCCCCCGGCCGCCCCCGGAGGAGCACGGCGGCGGCGGCGGCCCCGGCCCCCCGGCCCCCGGCCGCCCCCGGAGGAGCACGGCGGCGGCGGCGGCCCCGGCCCCCCGGCCCCCGGCCGCCCCCGGAGGAGCACGGCGGCGGCGGCGGCCCCGGCCCCCCGGCCCCCGGCCGCCCCCGGAGGAGCACGGCGGCGGCGGCGGCCCCGGCCCCCCGGCCCCCGGCCGCCCCCGGAGGAGCACGGCGGCGGCGGCGGCCCCGGCCCCCCGGCCCCCGGCCGCCCCCGGAGGAGCACGGCGGCGGCGGCGGCCCCGGCCCCCCGGCCCCCGGCCGCCCCCGGAGGAGCACGGCGGCGGCGGCGGCCCCGGCCCCCCGGCCCCCGGCCGCCCCCGGAGGAGCACGGCGGCGGCGGCGGCCCCGGCCCCCCGGCCCCCGGCCGCCCCCGGAGGAGCACGGCGGCGGCGGCGGCCCCGGCCCCCCGGCCCCCGGCCGCCCCCGGAGGAGCACGGCGGCGGCGGCGGCCCCGGCCCCCCGGCCCCCGGCCGCCCCCGGAGGAGCACGGCGGCGGCGGCGGCCCCGGCCCCCCGGCCCCCGGCCGCCCCCGGAGGAGCACGGCGGCGGCGGCGGCCCCGGCCCCCCGGCCCCCGGCCGCCCCCGGAGGAGCACGGCGGCGGCGGCGGCCCCGGCCCCCCGGCCCCCGGCCGCCCCCGGAGGAGCACGGCGGCGGCGGCGGCCCCGGCCCCCCGGCCCCCGGCCGCCCCCGGAGGAGCACGGCGGCGGCGGCGGCCCCGGCCCCCCGGCCCCCGGCCGCCCCCGGAGGAGCACGGCGGCGGCGGCGGCCCCGGCCCCCCGGCCCCCGGCCGCCCCCGGAGGAGCACGGCGGCGGCGGCGGCCCCGGCCCCCCGGCCCCCGGCCGCCCCCGGAGGAGCACGGCGGCGGCGGCGGCCCCGGCCCCCCGGCCCCCGGCCGCCCCCGGAGGAGCACGGCGGCGGCGGCGGCCCCGGCCCCCCGGCCCCCGGCCGCCCCCGGAGGAGCACGGCGGCGGCGGCGGCCCCGGCCCCCCGGCCCCCGGCCGCCCCCGGAGGAGCACGGCGGCGGCGGCGGCCCCGGCCCCCCGGCCCCCGGCCGCCCCCGGAGGAGCACGGCGGCGGCGGCGGCCCCGGCCCCCCGGCCCCCGGCCGCCCCCGGAGGAGCACGGCGGCGGCGGCGGCCCCGGCCCCCCGGCCCCCGGCCGCCCCCGGAGGAGCACGGCGGCGGCGGCGGCCCCGGCCCCCCGGCCCCCGGCCGCCCCCGGAGGAGCACGGCGGCGGCGGCGGCCCCGGCCCCCCGGCCCCCGGCCGCCCCCGGAGGAGCACGGCGGCGGCGGCGGCCCCGGCCCCCCGGCCCCCGGCCGCCCCCGGAGGAGCACGGCGGCGGCGGCGGCCCCGGCCCCCCGGCCCCCGGCCGCCCCCGGAGGAGCACGGCGGCGGCGGCGGCCCCGGCCCCCCGGCCCCCGGCCGCCCCCGGAGGAGCACGGCGGCGGCGGCGGCCCCGGCCCCCCGGCCCCCGGCCGCCCCCGGAGGAGCACGGCGGCGGCGGCGGCCCCGGCCCCCCGGCCCCCGGCCGCCCCCGGAGGAGCACGGCGGCGGCGGCGGCCCCGGCCCCCCGGCCCCCGGCCGCCCCCGGAGGAGCACGGCGGCGGCGGCGGCCCCGGCCCCCCGGCCCCCGGCCGCCCCCGGAGGAGCACGGCGGCGGCGGCGGCCCCGGCCCCCCGGCCCCCGGCCGCCCCCGGAGGAGCACGGCGGCGGCGGCGGCCCCGGCCCCCCGGCCCCCGGCCGCCCCCGGAGGAGCACGGCGGCGGCGGCGGCCCCGGCCCCCCGGCCCCCGGCCGCCCCCGGAGGAGCACGGCGGCGGCGGCGGCCCCGGCCCCCCGGCCCCCGGCCGCCCCCGGAGGAGCACGGCGGCGGCGGCGGCCCCGGCCCCCCGGCCCCCGGCCGCCCCCGGAGGAGCACGGCGGCGGCGGCGGCCCCGGCCCCCCGGCCCCCGGCCGCCCCCGGAGGAGCACGGCGGCGGCGGCGGCCCCGGCCCCCCGGCCCCCGGCCGCCCCCGGAGGAGCACGGCGGCGGCGGCGGCCCCGGCCCCCCGGCCCCCGGCCGCCCCCGGAGGAGCACGGCGGCGGCGGCGGCCCCGGCCCCCCGGCCCCCGGCCGCCCCCGGAGGAGCACGGCGGCGGCGGCGGCCCCGGCCCCCCGGCCCCCGGCCGCCCCCGGAGGAGCACGGCGGCGGCGGCGGCCCCGGCCCCCCGGCCCCCGGCCGCCCCCGGAGGAGCACGGCGGCGGCGGCGGCCCCGGCCCCCCGGCCCCCGGCCGCCCCCGGAGGAGCACGGCGGCGGCGGCGGCCCCGGCCCCCCGGCCCCCGGCCGCCCCCGGAGGAGCACGGCGGCGGCGGCGGCCCCGGCCCCCCGGCCCCCGGCCGCCCCCGGAGGAGCACGGCGGCGGCGGCGGCCCCGGCCCCCCGGCCCCCGGCCGCCCCCGGAGGAGCACGGCGGCGGCGGCGGCCCCGGCCCCCCGGCCCCCGGCCGCCCCCGGAGGAGCACGGCGGCGGCGGCGGCCCCGGCCCCCCGGCCCCCGGCCGCCCCCGGAGGAGCACGGCGGCGGCGGAGCACGGCGGCGGCGGCGGCCGCGAGUAUUACCACCACUUACCCUGGCCAUGCUUCCUACUGUGA
Molecule: messenger RNA, 4242 nt
Organism: Closterium sp. Naga37s-1
Lineage: Eukaryota; Viridiplantae; Streptophyta; Zygnematophyceae; Desmidiales; Closteriaceae
Source: the annotation of a GenBank genome assembly